GGCGGCCCCUACUGACCAGCAUCAUGUUUAAUAAGAGGAUAAAGACCAUGGCGGCCACCACAAGCUAAACAUCUUGAGAGAUUUACAACCGCUUAACGCUUAUCAAACUCCGUGUCUUUACUCAUGAGGGGAGAAAUUAUUUUUAGCCGAACUAAAGGGCGCUGGAAAUGUUUUGACCUCGCUUAUAAUCCGCUUUACUGCUUAACCCUAGCUACCUGGCUAAUAGGUGACUCGCUAGCUUGAUGCUGCGUUUAUUUAUUUCCUAAACAAUGACGUUGUUUCACAGUUAGAACGCCGGGAUAAAAAAAAAAACAUUAGCUCGCAUUUAUACAUUUCGGGUGCUACAUGCUGAUGUUUUGCGCGUAAAUGCAAUCUUUAUGUGAAGAACAGUUGUGGAAUCUGGGUAAGGUGCUAUGCUGUUAGCCACCUAGCUAAGCAGCUAACAACAUCCAUCGCUUCCGUGUCGCCAUCAAACCGGAAGUUUGAAAAAAAAAAAACCCACAGAGAUUCGGGUAUUGUUGUGGAACAUCCACAAAGCAAGGUGCAAAUCGAUUCAAUAAAAAAGCCGCUCCAUCAGCGGCACCAUGCCAUGUUACCCCUGAAGACUUGCACACGGUGGAAAACCCUCUGACGGUUACAAAGCUCCGACACUGGAGAUGCCUUCCGUGAAUGCAUGGUGACGGUGUCUGUCAGGGGCGUGUAUUUCAUCCUCAUGCUCUUCCUGAGCAGUUUUUUUGGCAGCGUGUUCAUGUUGGGUCCGGCGCUGCCCAUCAUGCUGCUGUCUCCGGCCUGGUACCGCUGGCUUACGGACCGUAUCGUGGCCACCUGGCUCACCCUACCUGUGGCCCUGUUGGAGUUGGUGUUUGGGGUGAAGGUGAUCAUCACAGGUGACGGGUUUGUUCCCGGCGAACGCAGCGUGAUCAUCAUGAACCAUCGCACACGUCUGGACUGGAUGUUCCUCUGGUGCUGCCUGCUGAGGCACAGCUACCUCCGUCUGGAGAAGAUCUGCCUCAAAGCAGCUCUCAAAGCCAUGCCUGGUUUCGGCUGGGCGAUGCAGGUGGCUUCAUUCAUCUUCAUCCAUCGCAAGUGGGAGGAGGAUCAGAAUCACCUGGCUAAUAUGUUGGAGUACUUUUGUGAUAUCAGGCAACCACUGCAGCUGCUGCUUUUUCCUGAGGGCACUGACCUCACUGAGAACACUCGCGCCAGAAGCGAUGAGUAUGCGGAGAAGAACGGCCUGCCAAAGUACGAGUACGUCCUGCACCCACGCACCACCGGCUUCACCUUCAUCGUGGAACAACUCCGCAAAGGGGACAAUCUGGACGCACUGCAUGACAUCACUGUAGCAUACCCUCACAACGCUCCUCAGACAGAGCGCCAUCUGCUGGCCGGCACCUUCCCACGCCAGAUCCACUUCCACGUGCGACGUUACCCGGUGUCCUCUCUGCCCAAGGACACCACCGCCCUCCAGACCUGGUGCCAGGAGCGUUGGGCAGAGAAAGAGGAGCGUCUGCGUUCGUUUUACAGCUCCGAGCGCUUCGACAAAGCCGACGCCCAGGUCCCGCCCUGCAAGAGUGAGCUGAGAGUAGCGCUGAUCAAAGCCAUGUCGCUGUGCUACUGGCAUGCCUUCAUCACCUUUUGCUUUUUUGGACUCUGGCUUUGGACGCCAUUGCGAGUCUAUUUCCUGGUGGUGCUGAUCUUCUUUCUGGUUCAGCAGAAAGUCAUGGGCGGGGUCGAGCUGAUCGAGCUGGCGUGUCAUCAGCGUAUGAAAAGAACCACUGAUGGGCCAGGAAGAAAGAAAGACUGAGAUCUCUCUCUCUCACUGAGCAGGUCGUGGAGCCCCCUUUUGGACCCAAGUGUGUACUGCACAGUGAACAAAACAGCUUGGAAGAGAGAAAGUGAUAUAGGAGGAGUGUGCAUGAUUCCUCGCUGCCUGAAACAGGAAGAACUUAAUCUUCAGUGCUGGAAAUGUGUCAUUUUACAAUUUUCACUGUGUAUGAGACAUAGUGUGUGUGUGUGUGUGUGUGUGUGUGUGUAUGUACGCACAUUUUUAUCCAUUUGAGUUCCUCCCACCUUUCCCCAUGUACCCAUAUUUAAUUUUAUGUGUUGAAAUAUUUAUCUCGAAUCUCCCUCUUAUGCUUCUCACAGGUGGUGUUUUUUCCCCACCGCAACUUUUUUUUUUUUUUUUUUAAACUCAUUUCUUAUUUUUUCUCUUUUAUUUAUUAGUUUUAGAAUUAUCGACUCGUAGCACAAAGCUGGCACUGAUAUUCAACAGCGUCUCCUUUGAUGUAGCCAACCAAAUUAAGGAAAGCACUUACAGUUAAACAUACGCAUAUGUUCAGAAAAGAACGUAACGUAACGACGCUCCUCUCCGGCUCCGUCCCAUCAAGGUUAAGCGGUGGAGGGUGCACAGUUUUAAAUGCUUUUUGCAUGAAACCAAAAAGCUGGAUUUUGAAGAAGAAACAUUUUUCAGCUCGAGCACUAACCCUUAGUUAGGAGUUAAGAAAUGUGCUGUGAUGAACAGCAUCCAGGACAGCUUUAUAUACAAACUGCCUUAAACAUUAAAUAUAUAUAUGUAUAUAUAUAUAUAUAUAUAUAUAUGGGAAUAUUCGGAAUUCUUAAGAAGACACAGCUGUGUAUUUGCAUGUUGCUGCAUUGCGGACUGGUUUGUAAUUUUCAUAACGUCCGUAGUAUCAUUCAGGGGCGGAAAUGGCUCCGUCCCAAAUGACUCCUCUAUGUUUUCUGUGUAUGCAGUAGGUAGGGUAUUCAGGAACUUAGUCCUUAUCAGUGCAUGAGCAAUGCAUGGAACAUUUGUUCACUCGUAGAUCCUAUGACUAGUGCAGUAAGUAGGGAACUUCAGGAGCGGAUUAAUGUGCUUUACUCCCUAUCUCAGACAAUAAUCGGAAAUCCACUACAUGAGGUGUCAGGUAAAGCCAUUUACACUCUUUGUAUCUAGUAGUAAGUAUACUAUUCCUUUAUCUGUCAUCACACCUACACCCAAACUAGUGCCCUUAGUAAAGACAUUAAAUAGCUAACAGGGGUGCAUUUGUAUUUCUGUCAUCUCUCCAGCAAGUAUGUAUAAAUAUAUAUAUAUAUAUAUAUAUAUAUAUAUAUAUAUAUAUAUAUAUAUAUAUAUAUAUAUACACAGGGAUCCCACUCCCUGCCCAGUGCAUAUCAAGCCAUUUGGGAUUGAGCCAUUUCCUGGUACUACAUCAUUAAGGAAUAAUAUACAUGUUACAUAGGGAGCAUCUACCUAUUGGUGUAUCAGGAUAUUCUGUGCCCUAAAAACCAGCUCAGCUCUCGUCCCGAUAUGUGUAUGAAGUAACGAUGUUGGUAUUUGGAUAUUUUGGUAUCAGAGCGAGUGUGGGAAGGGGCUUGCAUGCGUCAGAUAAAACGUCAGGGAGGUUUUCCGAGAGUCUGUUGCCAUUCUUCCUUUUAUUUUUUCUUCUUUUAAUCUGACAGGGGAGAGGGUUUCAUAGGAUGGUUUUACAGGGUCACACACACACACCCACACACACACCUCAAGAUUUUUCAACAAACUGAUAUAAGCCCUAAUGUUCCUCAAUUCAUGUGACAAUCCAUUCAGACAUUGUGUGUGUGUGUGUGUGUGUGUGUUGUCAGUAACUCAUGUGAUCUUCAUCCAAGAAAACAAAGAGCGGAAUGAGGUAAUGAUUAAGACGGAUCGAUAAAGUUUACGUUUUACCACUGCAGCACAUUUUAGAGCAAAAUCCAGCCACUGUGAGGAAGAAAGUCAUACUCGUACACAUCGCCAGAUAUUAUUCUGACUGAUACACGCUUUAAGGAGCUGAAAAUGCAUGUACUAUCCAAACCCCUGCUUAAAUUGGGCUGAUAAUUACAGAGAAUAUAGCAGCGAUCACAGGGGUCCAAGCACUUCUUUGUAAACGCUCUCUAAUUUGCAAACGAUGGAGUUUGUGUGUAAAUUUUCUAUCACUUGGUAAUUUAAAAGAGAAAGAUUUCCAUAUUUUGAAGUCCAAGUGCAUCUUUUUGACGUUCAGGGAUCGGGUAGAAAAGAAUCAGGAACAUAAAGGGAGGCUUCCGGUAGCAUGAACGCUUGCUAUACUCAGCUCUUACUGUAUUAUUCUCGAAGAACUUCUUAAGGUUUUGCUCCAUCAACAAGAGACUUAAAACGCAGGGAGCCACAGCUGUUAGAUUAUAAGCUACACACUGUCCUCACACACACACACCCACCCAGAUGUGUGUGAGAGAACUCACUAAUUUUAGCCUUCAGUACCUGCUGUUAGAGCUCAUUCAGAAUCGCAUCAUGUUUAUGAAUGUAAGUCACCUAUAGGAUGUUACAGGUGCAUUAUAGGAAAUAUAUCGGUCAGGUUCUAAUAGACACAUUUGUUCGAUUAUUGUUGCUUUUUUUUCCUCCACGUUAUUGCUUGCGAGUCUCACGCUAUCCUCAGGUACACUUACAUGUUCAGACACUGUCGUCUUCUUCAUGCUGUUGAGAUCGAUGCUGCAAUAAAUAUCUACCUUUUCA
Hemibagrus wyckioides is the source of this 4501-nucleotide messenger RNA. It is a transcript of the gene lclat1, whose product is annotated as lysocardiolipin acyltransferase 1. NCBI's taxonomy places the organism in Eukaryota, Metazoa, Chordata, Actinopteri, Siluriformes, Bagridae. Gene Ontology annotation, cellular component: endomembrane system. The record is from RefSeq and is a predicted model, not a curated record. Gene Ontology annotation, molecular function: acyltransferase activity. The transcript has 7 exons. The coding region runs from base 674 to 1804 and encodes 376 amino acids.